AUGCUUCAACAAUACAAGCCACUGGCAAGCACCACCAAUGAUCACACCCAUUUCCAUGCCAACGUGACGCACCAGACACCGCUCGACUAUGCGCUGCCGCUCUACGGCUACGUCAUGCCGGUGCUGCUGGCCGUCACCAUCGUGGCCAACACGCUGAUCGUGGUGGUGAUGAGUCGGCACCACAUGCGCACGCCUACCAACUUGGUGCUGAUGGCCAUGGCUGUGUCCGACAUGCUGACGCUCCUGCUGCCGGCACCGUGGAUGCUCUACAUGUACACCUUCGGCAACUACCGCAAGCCGCUGGACUCGAUAUACGCGUGUUACAUGUACGUGACGAUGACGGACACGUUGCCUUCGCUGUUCCACACGAGUAGUAUCUGGCUGACGCUGGCGCUGGCGGUGCAGCGGUAUGUGUACGUCUGCCACCAGGCCGCGGCCCGCGCCUGGUGCACCGAGCCGCGCGUGUCACGAGCCAUCGCCUGGAUCUACCUGCUCGCGCUGCUGCACCAGGCCAGCCGCUUCUUCGACCGCAGCUUUGACGUGCUGGAGGUCAUCUACGCCGGGCGCGUCACGCCCAGCUGCUCCAUCGGCCUGCCGCACUGGGUCACGCAUGCCGUCACCGAAAAUGUCUACUUCGGCUUCUACUUCGGCUUCCGCCUCCUCUUCAUCCAUCUGCUGCCGUGCGUGUCGCUGGUGGUGUUUAACAUAUUGUUGUUCCGCACGCUGCAGGCAGCGCAGGCCAAGCGUCUGCAGCUCUUCAGGAACAGCUCUUCCAACGGCAAGCGGGAUUGCAGGACGGCCAUGGACUCCAACUGCACGACCAUGAUGCUGAUCGUAGUGGUCAGCGCCUUCCUGAUCGUGGAGAUUCCACUGGCGGUGGUCACCUGCCUUCACAUCGUCCAGAACCUGAUGGGAAACACAGAGCUGCUGGAUUAUAACAUCAGCCAGGCGCUGGUCGUCGUCAUCAACUUCAUCAUCAGCCUGUCGUACCCUAUCAACUUCGCCAUCUACUGUGGGAUGUCCCGGCAGUUCCGGGAGACCUUCCGGGACCUCUUCAUCACGGGCAAAAUGGCGCACUUCUCCAUAUCGGGCAGCGGUCGGUACUCAACCACCAACGGGCCCAGAACGGAUACCAUGCUCUGAAUACUAAGUCACGUCUGAGGCUAGCCUAUGUUGGGGCACACAUGCGACGACGGUGACGACAGGAUUCAGAGUGUCUUGACCACUAAAUGGCGGGUACCACAGCUUAGUUGGUGCGAUAUCCUGCUAGAUGUACAUAUUUGGCCGAAUAGCUGAACCCAGUCUCUGUAUUAAGCUGCCGCUCUUUUCGUACCACAUACAUUUGGAUGAUUAGGAUGUUGACACACGUUAGUAAUAUUUUGACGAAUGGAGUUCAGGACACUUUGACUGCUGUCUGACACCGAUCGUGGGAUGCAGCUGUCAUCCUCUCGCAAACUACGUCGGAGCUCUUAAAUUAAACUGGAUCAUGCAUAUUGCAUGUUGAAUGGGCGACUACAUUCAGGCGUUGAAGAUGAGUCGGUGUGGGGAGUAAGACGCACUCACCCGCCAUUAGUGUUUGCUUUAAAGAGUUGUGCAUAGCAUUCCAUUACAGUGGACGUAGUCUUGGGUGUAAACGUUACGUGUUUAAUGGAUUGUUCAGCUUAUGUCUUUGUUGCGGAAACAGGUUCCUGAUAUCUUCCUGUAAAGAAUGGCAAAGAUAUGUUUCGCUUUUGCAUUAUCUUGACAUUGCCCCGACCGCCUAGGAUGGUAGUCUGCAUAAUUCUGACAUGAGCUUACAGGAUGUUAAAAUGUGAAUCUGGCCGAACUCAGGUCAUUUGCUAGUGUGAGACAUCUGUCAUUUGCCAGUGUGAAUCUGUCAGGCCAUCCGUCCUGACUAGUGGUUAUGAGUAACUGACGUGCACAACACAGACGGCGGCGUACGUGUGCUAUGACUGUAUCCGACUGGGCAGAGCUGGCACUGAACUGUAGAAUCUCACGGAACCUCGGCGGUCAUCUGCGCUUACCUUCCGUCAAUCCCUGAGGGGUUUUGCGGUACUGAGGUGAACCGCUGUGAUUGGAGCUUCAGCUUAAUGUCGCCUUGUGAAUCUGAUAAGCAUGUCCAGAAACAUGAAUGCUGUGUUUGUAUUUCUUUUAUGUAAUUGUGGAGGCUUACGUUGGGAGCGUUACGCGGAGUCCUGUUGCAUGUUAAAUAAAGUUUAUUCCACGCUCGUAUGAUGUAGUGGGUUUUGGAUGUGUGUUCCAAGUGGGUGUUACUUGUUCAAUGUACUACAACAGCGUGGUGCAGCUAGAGGAUCGGCUAUGUCUGUUGCCCACAGUUGUACCACCAGAGCA
Molecule: messenger RNA, 2352 nt
Organism: Pollicipes pollicipes
Lineage: Eukaryota; Metazoa; Arthropoda; Thecostraca; Pollicipedomorpha; Pollicipedidae
Product: sex peptide receptor-like
Biological process (GO): G protein-coupled receptor signaling pathway
Cellular component (GO): membrane
Molecular function (GO): G protein-coupled peptide receptor activity
Source: RefSeq, a predicted model, not a curated record